GUGAACAGCUGGAUUUGGCGGGCGUUGUGAAGGAGUCGACAUGAACCGAAGUUAGAAAAAUCAAGAUCGGCAGAUCCAGCCACAUGAUACUGAUUGGUGAAGAACUUGAGUAUUGGGUCUGCUGUUUCAACCUUGAUGACAUUCUAUGAAAACAGCGUUAAGUGUAUAAAGGUGGUGCGACUCGUUGUUUCUGAGGCUGGAGACUGAUGAAGUGUUGGAUCUGGAUGUUAGAAAUUGGUAGUUCUUGUCUCCUUUGGAUUCAGGACACUGACGAGGGAUCACGCUUUAAAAACGAGGUAAUCUAAUUUGAAAUAUGCUCUCGUUUGAUACCUGUUCGUUAUGGAAGAGGAAAAUAUAUUGACAUCACAUCCUAGCUAGUUGUGUAUUUGCUGCCAUGAUGGGGGAGGUGAAGUUACCAACAUUUGAGCCGUCAUACGACGCUCGGGACUUCGGACUCGACAUAACUGUUCCCGAUGGUGGCCUUGUGUCGUCUGCUGCCAAUCAGAAACAGUAUAAGACUGAAUGUGGAAGGAUAUACAAAGAAUUCAUUGUAACUAUGGGCGACUAUUUCCAAGAGGAAGAGGUAAUUAAACAGCAGCUAAAAAAGUUGCAGAGUCAGAAGACGACUGGAAGUCGUAUUGGGCAAGAUGCUGAGAAGGAGGACCUCCUGGAAGACACACUGAGUGCCAUCUUUACCCACCGGGGGUCGAGAAAAGGUGGUUUCGUGACCAGAAGUAACAGGCCUCAGACAGCAGGAAUGUGCGCCAAAAGGCAACCAGUCAUUGUACCCCACCCUCCCAACAGGCCGUCCACUGUUGCAGACUACCCCAAAGAAGUCAACAUCAAGAGACGGUUAUCCCACCCACGCCGACGUUCCUCCGUCCACCACUCGGUGGCGUCUGACCCUUACGACGGGGUCAUGGACCAGAAUACCCAGCAUACACGAGAGCGGAAGCUUAGAAUGCAUGCAAUUGCAUUCUCUAAACUUCUCGCUGGAGAGGUGAACAUCAAACUGCAACACAAAGAGGGGAAGUUUGUGCUGAAGCAUGCUGCGAUGGGUAGCACCCCUGUUGUUUCAGGAGCGAACAGAGAAGCCAGGCGGUCUAUGGAUUACAAAGAAAGACAAGCGCUCGUGAGACAGAAGACGAACUUCAAGUCCCCGACACUUGCUUCUGAUCUGAAGAUCAAUAACUUGGUUGCAAUCCAAAAGUCGCUGCUGGGCCUUCCUUCCAAACGUAUAACAGUUGGUGAAAUCAUGGGUAAAGCGGCAGACAGACGAGCGAGACUGUGCAAGGUAGAAGUGACGAGUGCACAGGAUAGAAACGGUGGCAUAUAUGGUGCCGCUGGAAGGUCUGCUCUGGACGCGGAUCUAGCAGACGACAAAGAUGAUGUACCUGAGCAUGAUGGCGUCAGGCUCGUCAAAGUGGAAGCAAGAAAGAGGCGGAAUUCCUCUGCAUGUACCAUGUCCCAGGAUGGUCAAGACAUGAGAAAGUAUAAGGAAUCGUUUUUAAGCACGAUAAACAGGAACAGGAGUUAUGACGCUACGCCGAGGAACAUGUACAUUGACAAGAACCGACAGAGUUGUGACGCUACGCCGAGGAACAUGUACAUUGACACCAGUGCCAAAGACGAUGAUAACUUGGUAUCUGACCAAUCAGAGAACGAGACCCCACGCGUCGUGACGGCACGUGACGCCGCGCAGCUGGUGAGGCUCUCUAAGGAGGAGGACAAAGAACGCGAACGCCAACUCUUGAGGUGGAGGCAGAGAAUCACGUUUGCUGCCGUUAAAAGAAAUGGUCUCGCGAGAGUCUUGUCAGGGACGGGCGCAUGCGUAACGUUAGGCUGACGGCAUCAUUGAAAGAGUGCGGUGUGCCAGUGUUGAAGGAAUGGUUUCGUCCUGCAAUUGGCUUGCACUGAAAGAACACUAUACAAGGAGUAAUUCAAUCAAAUAGUGACUACUGAUAAGUACAUGCAUAUAUGAUACCAACCUGUGGUUUUAGAUGUAUCAGGGAUGUGUCGUGUCAAGUAUGACCCAGAUAUCGCCAAUUUUGUUGCACAAAGUUUAUUUUGUUGCUUCUUUAAAGAUUUCACGUUUUAUGUAAUAAAACAUAAUGUUUCACGAGA
Molecule: messenger RNA, 2124 nt
Organism: Haliotis rufescens (red abalone)
Lineage: Eukaryota; Metazoa; Mollusca; Gastropoda; Lepetellida; Haliotidae
Exons: 1
Coding region: 395-1846 (483 amino acids)
Source: RefSeq, a predicted model, not a curated record